Messenger RNA from Rhipicephalus microplus (southern cattle tick), 953 nucleotides. Its product is annotated as sulfotransferase ssu-1-like. The record is from RefSeq and is a predicted model, not a curated record. Gene Ontology annotation, molecular function: sulfotransferase activity. Lineage: Eukaryota; Metazoa; Arthropoda; Arachnida; Ixodida; Ixodidae.
GAAGAACUAUGGCUGCAAAGGCCUUCCAUGCCAUCAGGGGCCUUUACCUCGGCAAGCACUUUCCAGAGGACACUGUAAUGUCAACGCUGGUGUACAAGCCACAGCCAGACGACAUAUUCGUCGUCAGCUACCAAUGUGGAACCACUUGGGUGCAUCACAUCGUUUACAACAUCCUCAUGAACGCCCAGGAACCUAAAGAUCCCUUAGAUCAAGCUCUGCGAAUGCCUUUUUUAGAGAUGCAAGGAGCCGAAGCCGCCCUCUACGCGCCAAAACCACACGUCUUAAAGACCCACUUGCCUUUCCACAUGAGCCCUUACUCCAAAGAGGCGAAGUACAUCUAUAUCACGAGAAACCCUUAUGACUGCUGCGUGUCGUUUUACUACCACACGAAGCAAAAUCCACCGUAUCAAUUCGGGGAAGGCACUUUUGAUGAGUUUCUUGAACUCUUUCUAGAAGGGCAAGUCGAUUUUGGAGACUACUUUGACAACGUUCUUUCAUGGUACGAGCAUAGAAAUGACCAUAAUGUGCUUUUUCUAACAUAUGAAAACCUCAGAAAAGACACGACAACGUAUGUCCUUAAAAUUGCCGGUUUCAUCAGCCAAGAAAGAGAGAAGAAGCUAAAAGAAAAUCCCGAGCUGCUGCAUGGCGUCUUGGAGAAGUCCAGCUUGGAAUACAUGAAGCGAAAUAUUAGCGACAGUCGGCAGGCUCCCAGACGAGGUUUCGGCAACUCACCGCAGAUGGACUCUCUCAGACCAGAGCUUCUUAAAGGACUUCAUAAUGUGAUGGAGUUUACGAAGGUACCCAGGUCUGGCUACUUUGUUCGCAAGGGCCAAGUAGGUGAUUGGAGGAAUCACUUCUCGCAGGGGCAGAUUGAACGGAUGAAACGAAAAAUUUCCGAGACAAGGGCUGGGCGAGACCUCAUGACUUUGUGGAGAGAUACAGACAUUCCUUAA